GUAGUUUAACCUUCCAGGAAGACACUCAACACCUCUGUAUGUCCUGUAUGUCAAGGUUCCUGCAGUUACAUUAACGGCUCCAGCAAGAAUCCCCAAGCACGGACUAGUCAGCCACAGGCCGUGACAGUGAGGGCUGCGAUGACAAACUCAAGAUCCCCCCAAAUCAGUAGCCAUUUAAGCAGCAGCCAGGAGUCAGAGUGGGAUGACGUGCUCCCAGUACCCAAACUCAGAUUCUCUGUGGCAUCUGUCCUCGUCUUCUGUUUGGCAGUCUUGUGUUUUGCGAACAGUUAUGACGGAGACUUUGUCCUUGAUGAUUACUUUGCCGUCCUGUACAACAAAGACCUGCUUCCCGAUACCCCGCUUUCCACCAUUUUCGCUCAUGACUUUUGGGGGAACAAGUUGGACUAUAGAAGCCACAAAUCCUACAGACCUCUCACCACCAUGACUUACAGGUGGAACUACGCAUGGGCAGGAUCUAUGCAGCCUGAAGGAUUCCACGUAGUCAACAUCGUCCUGCACGGCUUGGUGUCGGUCAUCUUCCUGGCAGUAUUCUCUGUCCUCAUGUCUGGUUACCAGGUGGACCAGGAAUCUGCCAGGCCGGUGUUUGCCUCGCCCCGAGCUGCCCUCCUGUGUGCUGUGUUGUUUGCUGUGCAUCCAAUCCACACUGAGAGUGUAGCAGGGAUCGUGGGUCGGGCCGACCUGCUGUGUGCCUUGACCUUCCUUCUAUCGUUCCUGUUGUACGCCAGGGCCUGUCUCCCAACUUCAUGCUUGGUCAGCUACCGUCCCAAAUCCUUCUCCCUGUUGUCUAUACUGGCCAGUAUGUGUCUGUGUGUCAUGUCAUGGAUCCUUCCGAUUUCAGCUUCAUGCCUGGUCACUUACCGUCCCGUGUCCUUCUCCCUGGUGUCUAUACUGUUCUCCCUGGUGUCUUUACUGGCCAGUAUGUGUCUGUGUGUCGUGUCCACCUUCUGUAAGGAGCAGGGCAUCACUGUCAUAGGUAUUUGUAGCGCGUUUGACAUAAUCGUUGUGUGUGAAGUCGAUCCUUUCCAUUGGUUGGGACUCAACAAGGCAAGCAGGUCCAAGGAAGAUAAAUUUAAGAAGUUUAACCGACCGCGAUGGGUCAAUGGUCUCAUCCAGCGUCACCUCAUCUUGUUUAUAACCGGCGUGUUGGUCCUGAACAUUCGACUGCGGGUCAUGGGAUCAAUGCCUAUAUUCGAUGUCAACAUCAUCCCGCAUGCCUUUGUCAAUGGCACAAUAUACAGAGUUUUAAACUACAACUACCUCUAUGCCAUCAAUAUCUGGCUGCUGUUGAAUCCAUGGUGGCUGUGCUGUGAUUGGUCAAUGGGUUGUAUACCUGUCAUCACCUCAUUGGCUGAUCCAAGAAUACUGGCAGUCAUAGCUCUCUGGACUGGGUUUGGUGCUAUCGUGUUCCAUUGCUGUAACGGGAAGGUCACACAUUAUCGCCGCAUCCUGAUAACGUCCCUGGCAGUAUUAGGGGUUCCCUUCCUGCCAGCCAGCAACCUGUUAUUCCGUGUGGGUUUCGUGAUCGCAGAGAGGAUUCUGUACCUGUCCUGUGCUGGCUUCUGUAUGUUGGUGGUGCUCGGAGCCAGACAGAUUUGUUAUAAAUUUCACUCUACUGCCAGACAGAUGGUUACGGCGGGCCUCGCAUUCCUCAUAGCUGUAUUUGUUCUUAGGUCAAUUCAGAGAAGUAAUGAAUGGAGAGUACCUCUGGCUUUGUACACGUCAGGAGAUAAGGUCUGCCCAAACAAUGCAAAGAUUCAGAUGGGACAAGCCAUGUAUUAUGAUGCCAGCAACAAAACAGACGCUGCCAUCAUAAAAUACAGACGCGCGAUUGAGUUGAAUUCUCAGGACUACGCAUCAAUGCUUUACUUGGCCGUCAUCUUCAGACGUGAAGGCGAGAUGCUGGAGGCUGAACAGCUGCUUGAGAGAUCUGUCGCUAUCAGAUCAGACAACGUAGAGGCGUUGAUGGACCUCGGCGUAGUUCGAGCAGAACUGAAGAAGAAUGAAUUGGCAGAGACAAGCUUCCUUGAAGCUCUUCGAGAAGACAACAAAUGCGUUAAAUGCUAUUUUAACCUUGGGAAUUUUUAUCGAGGCACGGGACGAUCUACCGAAGCGAUCAGUGCAUGGCGAAAUGCAACCGAUUUAUACCCCCGUUACACGCCAGCAUGGAAAAACGCCAUCCUGCUUCUGAUUGACUUGAAGAAGUACGACAAAGCUAUUGAGGUUGGUAUAGAAGCACUGAAGGCACUGCCAAAGGAAACAAACCUGAUGUUCCAUCUGGCAAAUACUUACAUCAUGGUGGAUAAGUUCCAGGAAAGUGAGGACUUGUUCCUGGCUGGACUACAGAUAGACCCACACAGCGCCAAGUUCCAUCACAACCUAGGUGUGCUGUACCAUCGGUGGGGAAACACUGACCAGGCCGAGGUAUCUUUCACACGGGCAGUGGAACUGGAACCAACUGAUGCAACGUACCUUCAAAACUUACAUCUGAUUCAAGCCAAAAUAAGGAACAACGCGUAGGCCAUAUAUGACGUUUUGAUGAGCAUAUUCAUAGAACGUAUGUAAAACAAAACCCGAAAAGAUAAACCACCAGCCAAAGAAAACAAGUACGACAGUGACUGUUAUUGGCCAAGAAGGAAAACUCAGGAUGAUGUAAUUCCGUUUCUGCACAUACCAGAAGGCAGGUCCACUCCGUCACUAUGGCAUUGUUUCCUUUGUGUAACUUCCAGUGAGACUGUUUAGAAGUACUUACAAUGGGCGCUGGGUGCUUGCCUCUACCUGUGUUGCAAAUUGGUAUCAAGGGUGUCCAUCUGUCUAAGGCCUCAUCAGAUAUGUGAAAGUAAGAUAUGUGAGAAUAUAAUUACACAAAAAUUCCACCACCCUAAAACACCCAUAUGGGCUGAUAGUGAUUAUGGAUAGGAAGUUUAUAACAAAUUAUACAAAUGUGGCAAAUGGGUAUGAAACACAUAUACUGUAAAUGUAAGGAAGGAUAACAAUAUAUGGAUGACCAGAAUAAGGAGAUGUAUAUAUACAAGUGUGAGAGAGUACAAGUAUGCCCACCAUCCUUUUUCUGCUCAUCACUUGCUUGGGGGGUGAGGUAGCCUAGUGGUUAAAGCGUUCGUUCGUCACUCUGAAGACGCGGGUUCCAUUCCCAUAUGGGUACAAUGUGUGAAGCCCAUUU
Messenger RNA from Haliotis rubra (blacklip abalone), 3199 nucleotides. Its product is annotated as protein O-mannosyl-transferase TMTC4-like. The transcript is spliced from 18 exons. The record is from RefSeq and is a predicted model, not a curated record. Gene Ontology annotation, molecular function: mannosyltransferase activity; protein binding. The coding region runs from base 139 to 2538 and encodes 799 amino acids. NCBI's taxonomy places the organism in Eukaryota, Metazoa, Mollusca, Gastropoda, Lepetellida, Haliotidae. Gene Ontology annotation, biological process: protein O-linked glycosylation via mannose; endoplasmic reticulum unfolded protein response. Gene Ontology annotation, cellular component: endoplasmic reticulum.